UUCUGUAUUAUCCCCAUUGUUUUGGAAAGAGAAAAGCUUACGUUCAAUUAAAAAUCCAAAUAUCCAAUCGGUAUGUUUUCUUUCUUUAGGAAACGUGAAAAGUAGUUUAACGUGGAAAAUAUUUAACGUGAAAAACAGUCGGGAUGCGACACGCAUUGAUGAACAUCCUGCUUCAGCGGUGCAACAAGGCUGCCGCUCCAUGUUUGGGGAAGAUGGGUCGCCACUAUUCAACCAGCAGUUUAAAGCCCGAAUUAACGUCUGUCAGGUACAAAAUGAAACGUGGUUUUUAUGCCACUGUCACAGAUGCAGACAUUCGUUUCUUCGAUUCGUUGCUCGGCUCCAAUCGUAUUAUCACAGAUCCAGAUGAAAUUGAAAGCUAUAAUAUCGAUUUUCCUAAAACCGUCAGAGGUGCCAGUCAGCUAGUUGUGAAACCAAAAUCGACUGAAGAAGUUUCGGCCAUUAUGAAGUAUUGUAACAAGAGACGAUUAGCGGUUUGUCCACAAAGUGGUAAUACCGGUCUUGUUGGAGGUAGUAAUCCCAUCUUUGAUGAAAUAGUCAUUUCCAUGAAGCUUAUGAAUAAAAUUCUGGACACAAAUGAAUUAGCAGAGAAUAGCACGUGCGAAUAUUGCAAUAGGAUUCCUUGAAAUUUUAGAUGCAAAUUGAUUACGCGUUUCUUCUUCUU
Molecule: messenger RNA, 682 nt
Organism: Pogonomyrmex barbatus (red harvester ant)
Lineage: Eukaryota; Metazoa; Arthropoda; Insecta; Hymenoptera; Formicidae
Gene: D2hgdh
Product: D-2-hydroxyglutaric acid dehydrogenase
Cellular component (GO): mitochondrion
Molecular function (GO): FAD binding; catalytic activity
Source: RefSeq, a predicted model, not a curated record